UUGGCAGCAUUGGGCCAUGCCCCACAGACACCUUCACUGAAAAUCCUUGGAGCAGAGGAGAAGCAUUGCUGCUUCCCCUCUCCCAGCCACAGGGGCUGCAGAGCAGGGGCUGAAGGUGAGGGACAAGGGCACUUUACAGAUGCAUGGGGAAAUUGCAAAUCUCUUCCACUGACGUCCAUAUCAAUGCUCAAAGUGAAAAGCAGAUCGUUUAAAAGAUAAACAUGACAUGUUUCCAUUUCUCUGUCAACUAAAGAGGUGAACUCAUUGGCUUGGGGUUUUACACACCUUUAAAGUAACACGUAUCACACAGAAGAAAAGGCACUGUAUGACUGCGCACUGCUGCGGUGAGGACCUUGCCUGUGUCUUGUCAUUGCAUCAUCAGCUAAGUAUUUCAGACACGGUGUUGGAUUAUGGAGGGGAACUUGACGUACCUGCUGGGCAGAGGGGACUCUGAGGACAUGUUGGUAGAUUACACGUCACCAACAUCUAACUUCUCUGCAGCCUAUGAAUAUGCCUUCCUCUACCCAGAGCUGGACAUCAACUGUGAUCUUGAAAAUAUCCCAGCAUUUGCAUCUACUUUUUUUCCAGUGCUGUACUCCCUACUGUUUGUGACUGGUCUCGUGGGAAAUGUUUUGGUCGUUUGGGUCCUAACAGUCUUCAGGAAAGUCAGGGCCAUGACUGACGUGUAUCUGCUGAACCUUGCCAUCUCUGACCUCCUCUUUGUUUUCUCCCUCCCAUAUUUGGUUCACUACUCCAUCAGGAACCAGUGGACUUUUGGAAAUGCGAUGUGUAAAAUCAUCAGCUCAGCUUACUUCAUUGGUUUUUACAGCAGUGUCUUCUUCAUAACCAUCAUGAGUGUCGACAGGUACUUGGCCAUUGUCCGGUCUGUCUAUGCUCUAAAGGUUCGGACAGCUGCCUAUGGGGUUAUCGCCAGCAUAGUCCUUUGGGCAGUUGCCAUUUUAGCAUCAGCACCAGACUUAAUUUUUUUCCAGGAAACAAAUGACAAUAACUGGACUAAGUGCAGCCCUCACUAUUCCGAUAGCAACAAUGGCUGGAAGACUUUCAGUAAUUUUGAAGUCAAUGUCCUGGGGUGGUUGAUUCCUGUUGGUGUCCUCAUUUUCUGCUACCACAACAUCUUGAAAAACCUGCAGAAGUGCCAUACUCAGAACAAGUAUAAAGCAAUGAAACUAGUUUUUAUUGUCGUCAUUGUGUUCUUCCUCUUCUGGACCCCCAUCAACAUUGUGCUUUUUCUGGACUCUCUGAGGAAAAUGCACAUCAUCGAUGACUGCCAGACAAGCCAAAGGCUAGACCUAGCCACGGAGCUGGCUGAGGCGCUCUCCUUCAUCCACUGCUGCCUCAACCCAGUCAUCUAUGCCUUUGUGGGUGAGAAGUUCAAGAAACAUCUCCGUGAAGCUUUCAGAAAAUACACGCUUUUUCUGUUGAUCUGCAAAGACUAUGGUGCUUUCAAUGGGCGCAGCCUGGACAAGCACUCCUCUAUGUACACGACAUCCUCACAGUCAUCUUUUGUUGGCACUGUCCUGUAGAGCUACAGGUCAGAAACUUUCAUCCUGAGCAGGUGACCUGAAGCUGAGGAAUCCUCCCAGCAGGGCAUCCACAGGGAUGCACUGUUUGGGUGACAGGAAAAAUGGAAGCAACUGCUUGAGCUUGUUUUUAUCAAGGUUACCUUUGGGGUUCUUACUUUUUAGCAUCUUUUUUAUCAUUGUUCUCCCUUUCCCUUGGCACAUCCUUCCCUGCCUGCUUUGUCAAAGGGAAACCAAAAUGACCAGUGGACUCCUGCACUGCCUGAGCAGCACAGAGAAGUGCCUUAGAAACAUUUCUUCCCCAACCUCAUAUUCAGUGCUGAAAGGAACUGUUUACGUUUUUGAAUUUGGGACACUUGGCCACUCCUUUCCUCAUUUCAGCAGAAUGGAUUGGCAUUGCAGGCAGGGACAGAGCUCACAGCAGGAGUAGGAAUUUGCUCAUUAGAGGGAAGCAGUGCCCAAGUUUAAGGCAUCAUGCCAGGGCCUGGCUCCCAGUUGACAGGUCUGAAUGAGGUUUCCAGCCCAGAAAGAGUUUAGUGAGUGAAUAAUGAGAUAAGCAACAAAGCACAUGCUAUGCACGUGUUUUGUCAAAAUCAACAUGGAGGAAUAUCCAGGUAUAAUCCUGACUUCCCAUCUUCUACCAGGGCUUGCAGCUCCUGGUCUGGAAGAGUUUGGAAGCUGUAGCCUUGAAAUUACAUUGUGGGUGUCAAGAAAAACCCUUAUGCAAAUGAUUGAGUGCCUUAGGGACAAGUGGAGAAAUAGACACCAGGAAAAAAAGGCUGAGUGGAAAAAAUACUAAAUGUGAGCUGAAAAAGCAGUAAGAGUCAUAUGUCAAAGCUUCCUGCGGACACACUGGCUUGUAAACCACAGGCCAGGGCGGUGGCUGCUCUCAGCAGAGCCCUGGCCCGCUGGCCAAGGCGCUGGUUGCUCUGCAGGUGCCCGCAACAGGAUGGAGAGUGGCACGAACAACGGUAAUACACCAACCAUCCUGGAACUCAGGUGGUAUCUAAAGUGGAUAGCACUGGCUGGUUAGAGUGGCCAGAGGCUCCACAGAUGCCUAAAGCCCAGACAACACCCACACUUCCCCAGGAAGGAACUUUUUGAACACGUUAAGCAACUGAUGUGCCAGUCUGGUCACUGCUCUUGAGCAUACAGCUGGGGUUGACAUCCCAUUUACUGUUCUGACUUGGUAGCUGUGAAUGACUGAUUUGUAUGUGAAGGGUUACCCAAGAAUAUACAUAUAGAUGUACAUACGCAUACAUAUGUAUAUGUGCAUGUGUAUAUUUAUACACAUGCAUAUAUGUGCAUAUAUUUUAUAUAUAUACAGAUAUUGAUUG
Molecule: messenger RNA, 2878 nt
Organism: Columba livia (rock pigeon)
Lineage: Eukaryota; Metazoa; Chordata; Aves; Columbiformes; Columbidae
Product: C-C chemokine receptor type 8-like
Exons: 3
Coding region: 411-1544 (377 amino acids)
Biological process (GO): cell chemotaxis; immune response; G protein-coupled receptor signaling pathway
Cellular component (GO): membrane; external side of plasma membrane
Molecular function (GO): C-C chemokine receptor activity; C-C chemokine binding
Source: RefSeq, a predicted model, not a curated record